AAGGGCCUCCCUGUGAAAACAGAAAGCAGUGUAUUUCUCAGUUACAUCACUUUGCAAUCUAAUGCUGUGUUGUGCUCAGUGUUUUUGUGGUGAUGCAAGUCUUUCUUUUUUUUUUUUUUUUUUUUUUCUUCCUUCAGCCGGUUGGAUUUUCCCCAUCUUACAGCACCUCGCAGGUCUCUUCUCUCAGCAGUACGUUGCCUGAGUGAGUGGAAACACACAGAUCAGCUGCAGGUUUCUGUCUACAGAAACAGAGUGAAAGAGAAAGAAAAGGGUUGGGAAAGCAGAGACAAAUAUUGACCUGGACUUAUAGAAAGACAUCCAAUGGCUGAAUAAAGAACCCCUGUUCAUGUUUUGGGAUAUUCUUUCAACUGGCUGGAACGAGAGCGGAUCAAAAGAAUGGGAAAUGCCAGCAGACCCUUUAGAAGAAUUGCUUAUUUCUUAUGCCUUUUAUCUGUGCUUUUGCUGACUGAAGGGAAGAAACCAGUGAAGCCAAAAUGUCCUGCCUGGUGUACUUGUACCAAAGAUAAUGCUUUAUGUGAAAAUGCCAGAUCUAUUCCUCGCAGCGUUCCGCCUGAUGUUAUCUCACUAUCCUUUGUGAGAUCUGCUUUUACUAAAAUCCCAGAAGGGAGUUUUUUGCUCACACCAUCUCUGCAGCUUCUGUUGUUUACCUCCAACACUUUUGAUGUUAUUAGUGAUGAUGCUUUCAUGGGCCUUCCUCAUCUAGAAUAUUUGUUCAUAGAGAACAACAGCAUUAAGUCAAUUUCAAGAAAUACUUUCAGAGGACUGAAAUCUUUAAUUCACCUGAGUCUCGCAAAUAAUAAUCUCCAAUCGCUUCCAAAAGACAUAUUCAAAGGCUUGGAUUCUUUAACAAAUGUAGAUCUUAGAGGCAAUGCAUUUAAUUGUGACUGCAAACUGAAGUGGUUAGUGGAGUGGCUGGGCAGCACCAAUGCAACUGUUGAAGACAUUUACUGUGAAAGCCCACCAGAAUAUAAGAAGCGCAAAAUCAAUAGCCUCUCACCGAAAGAAUUUGAUUGUAUUAUUACAGAAUUUGAAGUUUAUCAGUCCCUGCCAUACCAAUCUCUGUCAGUAGAUACUUUCUCAUACAUGAAUGAUGAACAUGUGGUUAUUGCUCAGCCCUUCACCGGAAAAUGCAUCUUUCUCGAAUGGGACCAUGUAGAAGUGAUGUUCAGGAAUUAUGACAACAUAACAGGUACUUCAACUGUUGUGUGUAAACCCAUAGUUAUUGAGAGUCAGCUAUAUGUCAUUGUCGCACAGCUGUUUGGAGGCUCCCACAUAUAUAAAAGAGAUAUUUUUGCUAAUAAGUUUAUAAAAAUUCAAGAUAUUGAAAUCCUUAAAAUACGAAAACCCAAUGACAUUGAAACUUUCAGGAUUGCUGAAGACUGGUAUUUUGUUGUUGCAGACAGUUCAAAAGCUGGUUUCACCACUGUUUACAAAUGGAAUGGGAAUGGAUUUUAUUCCCAUCAGUCUCUGCACGCCUGGUACAGAGAUACUGAUGUGGAGUAUCUUGAAAUAUCCGGCAAACCGCAUUUAAUUCUGUCAAGUAGUUCCCAAAGACCUGUAAUAUAUCAAUGGAACAAAGGAACAAAUGAAUUUGUUAAGCGUUUUGAUAUCCAAGAUAUGGAAGAUGCAUAUGCAGUGAAACAUUUCAAGGUGAAAGAGGAUGUAUACAUUUGUUUAACAAGAUUUAUUGGGGACUCUAAAGUAAUGAAAUGGGGUGGUUCAGCAUUUCUGGAUUUACAAAGGAUGCCAUCCCGAGGGUCAAUGGUAUUCCAACCACUUCAGAUAAGUAAUUAUCAAUAUGCCAUUCUUGGAAGUGAUUAUUCUUUCACUCAAGUCUAUUAUUGGGAUGCUGAGAAAGCAAAAUUUGUGAAGUUUCAAGAAUUAAACAUACAGGCACCAAGAUCUUUCAUACAUGUCUCCAUCGAUAAACGAGAUUUUCUCUUUGCUUCAAGUUUUAAGGGAACUACAUUGAUUUAUAAACAUGUCAUAGUUGACUUAAGCGCAUGACACUCAUAAUUCUGAGAUUACAUCAGACUUUCUACCGUAAGUGGACAAAAUGAACUAAAUGCAUGAUGACUCUCUUAUCUUACUUCCAAAUGAAUGCCUUUAAAAGUUGAGAUUGCUAGAACAAAGUAUUACUAGUAUCUUCAUCUUUAAUUGUCAAGUCUAGUGGUGUUGGAAGUUGCAUUUUUUAACAAAAAGAAAUUAAAUUAACUGUUCUUUGCAUCCACAAUAUGUAAAUAUGUCUGCAACUGCAUCUGUUGCUAUAAAGAAUAUUAAGAUGUACUUUUCCAUUUAUUUAUUCACCUGUUUGAAACAACUGCCAAAUAAAAUGUUUACAUUUUGUGUCUUUCACAUUCCAAAUAUUAA
This is a messenger RNA of Oxyura jamaicensis (ruddy duck), 2391 nucleotides long. RefSeq names its product leucine rich glioma inactivated 1 (gene LGI1). Bases 397 to 2028 code for a protein of 543 amino acids. The record is from RefSeq and is a predicted model, not a curated record. Gene Ontology annotation, molecular function: protein binding. The transcript has 8 exons. NCBI's taxonomy places the organism in Eukaryota, Metazoa, Chordata, Aves, Anseriformes, Anatidae.